AUGGCUGUCAAGGCCGAGGAGCGGAUCUUGCUGGAGGCACCUUUGCAAGUUCACACAGCUGGUGGACUCCUCAACUCGGAAACAUCACAGAACCUUGUCGUGAAAUUCACCACAGCAGACAACUUCACCAUCAAGGUUAAUAAGAAGAAGUACAACAAACUCAAAGGCCGAGCUCUGGUCGUGAGCCCCGUGCACCCUCAACACUUUUUUACCGCCGGCUCUCGCGUCAUCACCCAAGGGGUCCGAGUUGGCACCAUUGAAGGUUAUGGCCGUCACAUGAAUGAGGUGAAGAUUCGCCUCAGCGCGGACGAUGCACACAGCGUUCACGUGCCAUACAAAGAUGUCGAUGCCGUCGACGCUGCAGCAGCGGUUGGACCUUUUGCUUUUUUCCUGUCCUUUCUCAAUGGAAGUCACGUUGUGACCCUGACAUUUCAGGCCCCUACUUUUGCAAUCAUGCUGCAAUGGGUCUUUGUGCUCAGCCGGUGUCUGCUCCAUGCCCUACCACGCCCCCUUUCUGGGUUUGAGGAGGCCAUCCCCGAGGAUGUGCCCAGUACGAGCAGUAUUGGCAGCAACGACGAUGCCGACAGCCACCACAGCAACACCAACAGCGACAGCCGAGUUAGCCCACCCGACUCGCAGGGUGCCUUGCGUUUACGCCGCGAUUCGGGAGGCGACAUCAGUCUUGCCUCCAUGCCCACCUUGGACGCUACCGACCUACUUCAACUUGACAAGCAACAUCGCGCCGACAUUGAUUCACAAAUGUCCCUCUACCGCUCAUUUGUACACGAACAAAACAGUCCUGUCGACAUGGCGGCGCACCUCGCCCAACAUGGCGCUCAAGUCUCAGCCACCAUGCUAUGGGUCCAACGCCGCCGCUUGGUUCUCUCCCGGAUGGCUUCGUCCCAAUUUGCCUCUCAUGUAGCCUGGGAUAGCAAAAAGGUUGAUGGCAUGUCUUUGGAUGGCCAGCUCCGUCUUUUAGCGACUCACAUGUGCGAUCGCACCUGGGCCACCAAGCACGGCUGCCUUCCCUUGGUUAAACUCAAUCCUGAUGGAUCCAUUACGACCAGUCACCCCAAUCCAUUGGGCACCUUUGUCUGA
Molecule: messenger RNA, 1098 nt
Organism: Monosiga brevicollis MX1
Lineage: Eukaryota; Choanoflagellata; Craspedida; Salpingoecidae
Exons: 5
Coding region: 1-1098 (365 amino acids)
Source: RefSeq, a predicted model, not a curated record